This is a messenger RNA of Pelodiscus sinensis (Chinese soft-shelled turtle), 4767 nucleotides long. Lineage: Eukaryota; Metazoa; Chordata; Testudines; Trionychidae. The record is from RefSeq and is a predicted model, not a curated record.
GUGACGCGGAUGGGGAUGACCCCGCCCAGUGCGGGCCCGCUGUUUGUAACGUGGAAGAUUGGUCGAGAUAAACGAUUGCGUGGAUGCAUAGGUACCUUUUCAGCCAUGAACCUACAUUCAGGACUCAGGGAGUACACACUUACUAGUGCCCUUAAAGAUAGCCGUUUCCCCCCAAUGACGAGGGAUGAGCUGCCACGGCUUUUCUGCUCAGUGUCUCUACUCACUAAUUUUGAAGAUGUGUGUGAUUACUUGGACUGGGAGGUGGGUGUACAUGGCAUUAGAAUAGAAUUCAUCAAUGAAAAAGGAUCAAAACGCACCGCUACCUACUUACCGGAGGUUGCAAAGGAGCAAGGAUGGGACCACAUUCAGACCAUAGAUUCUCUAUUGAGAAAAGGAGGCUACAAAGCGCCAAUUACUAAUGAGUUCAGGAAAACCAUAAAACUGACCAGGUACCGUAGUGAGAAGAUGACCAUGAGCUACACAGAGUACCUUGCCCACCGUCAGCAUCAUCACUUCCAAAAUGGCAUUGGGCACCCUCUUCCACCAUACAACCAUUAUUCCUGACACUGAGCCACAUGACCAGUCACUGGACCUCUCUGCAGACCUCUUCCCAGGAGACCCUACCCCUUCCUGGUCUAGCUAUCUCUAUUACUGUACCAUUUUAUGAUGAUAGUUUCCGUUGCCAUGUUGACGCUUCUCCUUGGUUGGUCAAGUUCAUCAUGGCAACGGGUGGGAAAACUGCAUUAUUACAAAGCUCCCAUAACUCUUUUUUUAUUGAGUCACUGCGGGGAUUUUUUGCAGCACAUAAAACCCUUGUGUUUUUUUUAUAACAUUUUAAAUUUCUAUUUCAUUAACAUUGAAUUAUAUCAAUCAAGGUUUUCUGUGACUGUGGAUGGAAGGAAGAACUUAAUGGUUUAAAGAUUACAAUUAGGGAUUUCCUUUAUUGAGUAAGAUAUUAAUAGUGCUAACAGGUAAUGAAACAUAUCAGAGAUUCAGGUAUUAAUCAUACAUUCCCCACCACUGUAGUAAAAGCUGUUUAAUUUCAUGUAGAUAAAUACAUGAACUUCAGAUCCCAGGACUUAGAAUUUGAAAGGCAAUGAUACUUCAAGUGAAGAGAAGCUGUUGUACAUAGCAUAAGAGGCAAUGAUAGGAACUAUUUCAGGAUCAGUUGGUCUAGUUAAUUACAGACUUAAUGUGCAGGGUAGGAAGCAUCCUCAACUCUCAUUUAAUUCCAUGGGGAUUGAGGGCAUUCUGACACCAAACAGUGUUUGUAAUGCAGAGAAGAGACACCUUUCUGAUCUUCUCAAAAUAGGAGUCACUUUUGUUUUAAUAAUGGUUGGUGAGUAGGCAAUAUUAUGUUAGGAAGAAAAUGGAUUUAGAUGUUUGUGCCUUUUGACUAGGACAUAAAUAUAGUUACCUAAAAAUCAUAGGAAGAAUUCUAUUAAAAACAUCAGACAGCUUAGAAAACCAUGCUCGGUCCUCUACUGAGCUGGUAUCAAUUAUUUUUUAAACUGGAAUUCUUUUGAACAAGCAUGUUGUGAAAGAAUUAUCUUCUUUCCCCCCAUCUUAUUCUUUUUUAGUUGUGGGUGUCCUAAAUGUUAAGUCAUGAUUAGCCAGAUAAUAGUUAAGAGCAUGAAAAGCACAGGACAAAUAUGCCUUGAUUUUAGAUGUCUUCAGCUGUUACAGGAACAGUCCUGGAGAGUUGUAAGUACUAUGAAAUAUUCUGGCAACUUUUCUGCACAAAGCAGCAGUAGCAAAUCGCUUUCUUUCUUGCUUAGAAUUUUAUUUUCAGCUGUAGUAAUGGAGAUGGGAUUUAUAAAAGGUAUGUGGGAUAUAGUAGCAAGACCUGAACAUUCUGGAGAGUGUUUUCUCCUUGCUUCAUGUGCCUAUAGAACUCCCAUAAAUACUGGCAGUCGCUUAUUGCAUCUUCAGGGGGAUAAUAUACCCCAUGCAUUAUAGAAAAAUCAACAUAAGGAUGAGUAAAAAGCAUUAAGCAGAAAUCCCCAACUGUUUUGAAUAAUGGAUAUUUGUGUAUAAAAAUAAUUCUGAACAGAUGAGAAAUAAAAUUGAGCUGAUAAUCCUUUUGCUGUAUCAAACAGCAAACUGCUAGUUGAUAAUUUAAACUUUUAUAUAUUUAUUUCAAAGGAUAAUUGGGUAAAUUGUUACUUCUCAUCUAUAAGAGACAGGAUUUGCUGGGUUAGUUUUAAGGCAUUUUUAUAGAAGGUAUUUGGUAUUCCUUCAUCCACAGCAUGUGAUGUCCAAAUGUUAACACUUUCAGUUGUGAUGCCUUAAUUUAUAAACAAACAAGAGGGCCUGAAAAUUCAGUAGCCAAGAGGACAUUGCAAAACUCAAUAGAUAUUUAUAUAGAGGAUAUUUUGGAUGAUAGUAUUGUCUUGUCUCUACUUGGGGAACAUUUUAAAGUGGAUUAGCUUUUAAGUGGAAACUGUAAACAAGUGGCUACUUGAUUGAAAUUUUUUUCUUGCCCUUAUAGGGAAACUGAGCACAAGUUGAAGAAUAUUGUCUGCUGCAAAAAAAAACAAAAAAAAAACAUUCACCCCAUCUUUACCCAUCAUCUCGUUACAGCAUGCUCAUGCUUCUGUAUGAGCUCAUUGUUAGAAGUUUUUUAAAAAAAGAUCUAUUAUAUAUAAAAAUAUAUAUGUAUUUAAAGGUGCUAAUCAACCUUGAGCAGGUCACGUGACUGGUCAUGCGGACUCUAAAAUCAUAUCAGAUUUUUUUAAAAUCCUCGAUAUAUGCAGAUGUUAUACAGAAUUUCUUACCAGUGUAAUAAUGAUAUACUGAUGAAAUAAACAAUCCUGCAGGUUUUGAAGGACGAGGUCAGCAAUACUUCCGAUCAUGGCUUGGGGGAGAAAAAAAGGAUAGUUUUGUCUCCUUUUUUGUACACAGACAAAAUGCAUUGUGCAUUAUGCUAUCUUUUAGUAGCUGUUGCUUAAAAAGAAUAGUUUGAAGAGUGUUAUACAAACUGUAAAGGUGUGCUUUAAAAUCAAGUAAUGCCUGAGGCCCUUCUUGACCAGAGUUUUAUGUCAUUCAUUAAAAAGCUAUUAUAGGUAUAUGGUCAAUCAAUUAAUCAGCUUUCUAUGAGCUACAUAGAAAUACACUGUUUUUUCAUGCUUAGAAUAAUCAAAUCUAUCUGCUGUGUUUCUGGGGCAUCUGUCUCCUCAAUAUGUAAGUGCCGAGAAUGCUGUUGAGUAUGUUUCAUAUAUACCUGUAGGUAUAUUUGAAUAAACAUACAUGUAUUUCACUCAGACAUGCCCUGGAACAGAAUAGGUCUGUUUUUCUAAACCUGAUCAAGAAUAGUGUGUGAAAGCAGUUUCAUAACAUUCUUAUUUAACUAUGCUAAAUAGCCAUUUAGAUAUUGUUCAGUGGAAAUAUUUUUAUGUAGGUAUUUUAUUAAGUUAAAAUACAGCGAAGUAGUUUGGGAGGGGGAGGAAUUAAAAUUUUAGCUUUCAAGAUGCACUAAUCAGUUUGCUUUAUUCCAUUAAAAAAGGCUUUGUCACUUUAACAGCACAUGGAUUGGAGGAAGAGACUUCAGACAGCAGGCCUCUCCAAUUCACAUAGUUGUUGCUCAGUCAUGCUUCAAAGUGGCCUUCCUUCUGCCCCAGAUCGUGCUGUCUCACUGACUCCAUUCCCCCCACCUCCACCGCCAGCAGGGAGAGGGCACAGUAGUAAGUUCUGACCUGUUGGAUGAUGAUAAUCAAGGCAAUUGAUCUGGCACACCCUGACAUUUGUAUACCGACCUCUUUACUUGUCUUCAACUGUGUGGGUUUUUGAAACCGUUGUCUGGAGUAGGUUACAUCUCUUGUGUGUGUUAGAUCGAACCAAAGAAGCCUCCAGCCAUGCCCAAAUGCUGCUCCUAAAGCCUGCCUUCCAGUCCUUUCAAAAUCCCUGCAGGAUUAAAUGUUAACUUUUUUAUUUUUGUACAGUUUCUAACUGAUUUUUGCUAGUGAUGUUAAUUGAAUUAAGUUUAUUUGAGGAGUCUGAGUACCUCCUUCGUUUAAAUAAACUGGCGACUUUCCUUUUAUGUUAAAAAUAAAUAUAGAAACCCAAAGUGUGCCUCUCAGAUAUAAGGGUUUCUGGUUACAUUUAUUCUUAUGACCAGCAAUGAUUCUUUAUAUACAAAGAUAUGUUUUCCUUGUUUUUUAUUACUGUUAAAAAAUAAAAACCUCUUUCUUUGCUCUGGAUCCAGUAACUACGCUGGUACACAAACGCACUGAAAAGACAAACUUUUGUUUGAAACUUUUGUAACAACUUAUGACUGUUUUUGUAUAUCAAAGUUGAUUCUUUUCAAAAAAUUUGGAUCUAGUUUCUAAGUUAUUUUAGCGUUUUAUAUGUUAUGAAAAAAUUAAUUUGAAUUGUUCACCAGCAUAAUGAGUUAUCUGGAAUGCGAUGGUGACAUAUGUAAAUGGGCUUUGAGCUACCUGGAGUAGCUUAAAAGGCCCUUAUUUCUUUUUCCUUAUUAGUAACUUGAUUAUUGAUUACAAUAAUAUCACAGAUUACCUGAAUCCCCUUCCAUUAUAACUAGAUCCUCCCUUCCAACAUUUGCUAUUAGUGUGAAGAAACUGUUGAAAUGGGCAUUUUAAUGAGUAUGGCUCAAAAAGGUAAAAAUGAGGAAAAAGGAAAAAAAAAUAUACAUAGAAGGUUCUGUGGGUCUGUGCGAUAUGGCUGUGGAAAGAUAUUGUAGUAGUUUUAACACUAUUGUUCUUACCUUUUAAAUCAUUUACCCAAUAAAAAAAGAAAAAGAAUCACCAU